This is a messenger RNA of Spizellomyces punctatus DAOM BR117, 5836 nucleotides long. RefSeq lists its product as uncharacterized. Bases 1 to 5829 code for a protein of 1942 amino acids. The record is from RefSeq and is a predicted model, not a curated record. The transcript is spliced from 7 exons. Lineage: Eukaryota; Fungi; Chytridiomycota; Chytridiomycetes; Spizellomycetales; Spizellomycetaceae.
AUGUUCUAUGGAGGUUUCGGCGAGCGAAGCUCUAAUAAGGAAAAUGGGCGUCCUCCGUCGCGUGGAGGCAGCGGGGGAGAUCAUCACACUGUGAAGGUGAUGGGCGUACGUACAGACGACGUCGACAUUCUGAGGAAGGAGCUCCACAAACUACAGAACCGCGUAAACGAGCUGGAGACGCAAAAGAACAAAGCUGAGAAUUUGCUUGACAAAAAGGCGAGGGAUUGUGACGAACUACAGAAGCAGAAUGCCGAAACGCAAAAGAAGAAUGGAAUACUUGAGAAUGAGAAAGCCAGGGUCGAACAGCUAAGAAACCAGUUGCAAAUUAAGCACGACAAUGCAAACCUUCAGUGGACGGCAGAAAAAAAAGAAUUGCUUGCAGCCAAAGAUAACCUGAAGCGUGAAAAUGGUGAACUUCAGCGUCGAAAUGACCAACUCGAAAGGCAAAAGGUAGAACGAAAUGUUGGCUCCAAGUCCUUGGAGGGCGCUCGAAGCCCUGCUCCAGAGUCUCAAGUCGCAGGCGGCUCUUCCAUUCCACUGCCAGCAUCCAGUGGAGGACGAUUCUUUCGUGGAAGCCGCUUACCAGCACCGAUGUCACCCAUGGCGACUAGCGCGGGUACUGCCUUCCAGAGCGAAAACAUAGCCCUAAAGCGGCAAAUCAACAACUUGGAAACAACCAAGAUUAACUUAGAAAACAAGGUGUUACAUUUGGAGAAGCAGCUGAAGGCAUCAGAAUUCAAGCUGAAGGAAGUAGAGGUGGAGCAAAAGCACAUUGUCGAUGACUUACAAAGUCAGCUCGAUGAAGAGAAGACAAAAUGUGUUAAACUCAAGAGAGAAUAUGAAUCGCAGCUGAUAGACGCCCAAAAGACACUGAUGAAAGUUCAGAACGAGGUUCGAGAGAAGGAGGCUGAGGUUACAGGAAUAAAAGACCAAAAAGAGGCAUUUAAGCAAAUGAUCGAUACUUUGGAGGCCAAAUGUCAAGACCUGGAGGCCGAGAAAGAAAAGCUCGCGGCCGAUAUCAAACGCAUUGUUGUCGAAAAGGAUAACAUUCAUGCAGAGUAUACGGCGGAAAAAGGCACCCUCCUCGAGCAAGUCGCAACCCUUGAAGUUUCCCUCGAAGCUGCCAAAAGCCAUGCCGAUCAAUUCUGUACCCAUGCGAGUAUUGACUCGGCCGCUGUCGAUCAAUUGCGAGAAGACAACCAGACGCUGCGUCAGCAAAUCGAGGAGAUGACUGCGUACAAAGCCGAACACGAAGCUGCUGCUAAGCUACAGAAAGAGACUAGUCAAUCACUCGAGGAGAUGAGAACUAAGCAUGAGCAGAUGCUUGUACAUAUCGAACAGCUUGAAAAGGAGCGGGAAGCUCAUAAAGAUGAAAUUUCUACCUUGCGCGAACGGUUGGCAGCAAGCGAAACACAGAAAAGUAGUGUGGACGAGGAGCUCCAUGCAACGAAACAAAUGAUUCAGGAGCUUGAGCAACAGCGUGAGCAGCUCUCAAAAAGUAUUCCUGAAAUGGAAGAUCAGCUCAGAAGUCUGAAGGACGAGUUGGGAGCCAAAUGUGGCAUUAUUAUGGACUUGGAACUACUUAACGAAGAGCUUCGGGGACAAACAGAACGCGCUGAGCAGGUGGCCACGGCGGAGACUGAAUUCAGGAAGCAGUUAGAGUUGGCGGUUGCGGAGGCGAAGGAUAAGCAGAUGCAGGCUGAAAACCAUCUGGCUAGCGUCGAAAUCGGCGCAGCCGAGAACGCCGUGCGCUUGGAAAUCGAGCAGAGUGAGCGUAAAUUGGCAGCCUCCCGCCUAGCCGAUCUACAAGUGAAACUCGACUCCACCGAACAAGAGGUCACAUCUCUGCGGGCACAAAUCGCUACACUCCAAAUUCCUGCAAAUGAACCAGAAGCAUUGGAUGCGGACAAUUUGAAAACACAUCUUGGAAAAGCCCUCAAGGAACGUGAUGAAAAGAUCAUCGAACUUGCACAGUGUCAAGCCAACUUGACGACUAGGGAAGAGGAUUGCGACGAGUUGGCAACCCAAAACGAGCAGUUGCUUGAUGUCAUAGAGCAGAAGGAGAAGAAAAUUGCAGAACUUGAAACUGCAGUGGGAUCUCUAGUUUCCAUCGAAGCUAUGGAAAACAAACUUGCUGAGUCAGAGAGCGUAAGGCUGAGUUUGGAACGCAGGAUUGAAGGCAUAGAGCAGUCUCGACUGAAUUUGCAGCAGCAACUGGAUCGUGCUAGCCUGGAAAGUGAAGCUUUGGCUUUGCAAAAUGAAGAACUGGUUUGCCAAGUGAAGGAACUUGAAGGUAGUCGUGUAGCCAUACAAGCGCGUAUAACGGAGUUAGAAAUGGCUUUGGAGGGAACAGCAAACGAGCAACAAGCUGCCCGACAGCGGGUCAGCGAACUUGACGACAUGAUCGCUAUCCUGCAAGAGCAGGGCCAAGCCAAGGAAGAGCUGUACAACGAAGAACUUGCCCGUAACAUGCAGCUUCGAGCUAACGUCAAUGAAUUGACGGCGCAAGCAGAAAAGUUACGCAGCGACCUACUAGACAAAGCACAGCGUUGUGAGAAGUUUGAAAGUACACUAUUGGAAGGCAGUGAGAAGGAUAUACGUAUGGGAGAAAUGGAAGCUCGGAUAGCACAACUGACCGAUGAGAGAGAUCAAUCAGCUGAGCAGAUGGCGAUUUUCGAAAGGGAAGCAGCGGAAUUGAAGGCCAGUCUCGCGGAGAAAGACACGUGUUUGGUUGAAAUGGACGCUCGUAUGGGACAACUGAACGCUGAAAAAGAUUUUGCAGCCGAACAGAUGGCCAACCUCGAAAAGGAAACUAUUGAAUUGAAGGCUAGUCUCGCGGAGAAAGACACGUGUUUGGUUGAAAUGGACGCUCGUAUGGGACAACUGAACGCUGAAAAAGAUUUUGCAGCCGAACAGAUGGCGAACCUUGAAAAGGAAACUACUGAAUUGAAGGCUAGUAUCGCGGAGAAAGAAACUUGUCUCAAAGAAAUGGACGCUCGUAUGGGACAACUGAACGCCGAAAAAGACCGUGCAGUGGAACAGAUGGCGAUACUCGAAAAGGAAGUUACUGAAUUGAAGGCCAGUCUCGCGGAGAAAGAUGUGCACCUGGAAGAAAUGGGCGCUCGUUUCACACAACUCAACGUCGAAAAGAUUAGUGCCACGGAACAAAUGGCGAUUCUCGGGAAGGAAGUUAUUGAAUUGAAGGCUGGUUUCGCGGAGAAAGAGACGCGCCAAGAAGAAAUGGACAGUCAUAUCGCAGAACUGAACGCCGAAAAAGACCGUGCAGCAGAACAGAUGGCGAUUCUGGAAAAGGAAGCUACUGAAUUGAAGGCUAGUCUCGCGAAGAAAGAUGUCCACCUGGAAGAAAUGGACGCUCGUAUCGCAGAACUGAAAGCCGAAAAAGACCAUGCAGCUGAACAGAUAGCAAACCUCGAAAAGGAAGCUACUGAAUUGAAGGGGAGUCUUGCGGAGAAAGACGUGUACCUAGAAGAAAUGGAGACUCGUAUCGGACAACUCGAUGCCGAAAAGGAUAGUGCCACGGAGCAAAUGGCGAUCCUCGAAAGGGAAACUCCACAGCUGAAGGCUGAUCUCGCGGAAAAGGAGGUGCGUUUAGGAGAAAUGGAAGCUUUUAUUCGGAAACUAAGUGAGGAGAAGGAAGUGGGAGUUGAACAAAUGGCAGUCAUGGAAAGGGACGCCACAGUCAUGAAGGCUGAUCUCGCGGAGAAGGAGGUGUGUUUAGGAGAAAUGGAAGGUCUGAUUGGAAAACUGAGCGAGGAGAAGAACGAAAGGGAGCAGACCCUCGAAAAGGAGAGACGACGGGCGGAGACUGCGGAAGCCGAGAACCAGAGUAUAGUUCGCCAACGUGACGAUCUGCAGGUCCUUGUGGCUGAUCUAGAGGUUGUCUGCGCUGCACUGAGAAAUCAAGUCACGAAUCUUGAAUUUGAGAAGGAUGAGAUCAAUGCUAACUUGCAUUGCGAACAUGAAGAAUCCAUCAUUAACCAGCAGAAGUUGCGCGAAGCAGAGGAAAUGGAGAAAGCCUUACGAGCGGCACUAGAGCAAGGGCACAAGGAACUCGGAGCUGCAAUACAAUUAAAGGAAGCAGCCGAACAUGCUCUGCGUCUUGCUCUAGAGGAAAAAGAAGAUGGCCUCGCUGCGGCUCUCAAAGAGAAGACGAUCGCAGAAGCAAGUUUGCGUUCGGCGCUGGAGGAGAAAGAUCAGGUGCUACGUCAUAUUGAUAUCCUUGGCGGACAAUUAAAAGACAAAGUACAGGAGAUGGAGGAUUUGAGUAAUCAGCUUCGCCAGCAUGGGCAGAAAUCUGUCGAACUACUGGAACGACUGGAGGAGCUUGAGACACUGAAUGCUCGGUUAGAAGAGGAUAAAAUUGGUCUGUCGGAUAUCCUCGACCGUCAGAUUGUAGACAAUGAAACUUUGCAAGAAGAGAACGCAAGACUACAGACAGAGUUACAUCGUAUGGAUGAAAACGACUCAAAGGAGUUGGAUGAGCUACGCGAAAAAUGUACUAGAGCAGAAGAGGAGACCGAAGAAAUGAGGGUAACCAUUGAUAGACUUCGCUGUCGGCUGAAGGAGGUAGAAGAAAAACUGAAAGAUCAGGAAAGACGCCUGCUAGAAGUCCAAGGGGAGAGACAGAGCAUGGAAAACCAGAAUGACAUACUUGAAUCUGAAAUCUUGGAACUACGGGCAAAAUGUGACGAGCUUGCAGGCGAGUUGGCCGAGGAAAUAGAAGGUGGACAGGUCACAGCGCAGAAACUCGCGGACACGUUGGCUAAAUUAAGUGAGAUGGAAGCAAAUAUGGAAAGCUACCGUCAACGCCUGGAAGCACCAGCGAGUCCAAAGCAGCCAAGCAAAGAUGACCACACCAUCGCACCUACACACGUUGAGGUAACCUCACCGGACCUGGCUGAAAUCGAAAACUUGUUGGAGAUGGUCCGAACUCUCACCAGCGAACGAGACGAAGCUCUGCAAGCUCAUGAAAACUUGGUCAAAGAGCGAGAUGAAGCGUUCCAGAAGAUGCACACUGCGUUGGCGGUUACCCACGAGGAAGUGUUCCAAGGCGGAUUACAGCUGAUUUUGCAGCAGCUUGAGGACGUCCGGCAGCUUGCUGCGAGCAAAGAAAAUGACGUGCAGGAAAAAUAUGUUUUAUUGGAUGCCAAGCUUGUGGAACUGGAGAACGCACACCGCGCGCUUGGGGAAGGGGUAAUUGUGCAGCAACUUGAGAGAUUGAUUAAGGAGAAAGAAGCAGAAAUAGAAGAUCUUCGAAAGGACGCUGAAUCGAAAAUCGAGCAAAUGGAAACCUCCCACAGUACGGCGUUGUGCACCGUGAAUAAACAGCUGGAGGAUACAACGUGCAGGAUGGAGGAGAAGGAAUCAGAAAUACAGCGCUUGCAACAGGAGCUGGACUCGUUGAAGGAAGCGACAGAGCAGAUGAUGGCACUUACCCAGAAAUUGGAAGACGCCCAGAUAGCUAUUGCUGAGAAGGAGGCGAUGCUGCAAGCGUUACAAGACGAAGUGGACACCUUGAAGAAACAAGCUGCGCAGAGGGUAGAACUCGAUCAGCGACAGGUGGAACUUGCGGACCAGCUGGAAGGUGCUCGGGCGACGAUUGCCACAAAAGAGGCGAUGCUACAAGAGCUGCAAACGGAGCUCGACUGCCUCCAGAAAGAGGUUGCGCAAAAGAACGAACUUGCUGAGCAGCUGGUCAAAGUUAACACCAUGGUUGACGAGAAACAGUUGAAACUGCAAGAGCUGCAAGAACGUUUGGACAAUGCGAGUGCACGAUGCGGACGAAGGAGGAUGAGCUGGCUGCCAUGAUCCAGGA